AGACCUCGAAGUGGAACCCAGGCUUGGCAGGAUGAGGAAGCCGGACGCUCCGGUGAAGACAGAUGGCACCAGCACUAACAGCACCAACGACGGAGGCAGCAGGCUGAGGAAAGGGCUGUGGUCGCCCGAGGAGGAUGAGAAGCUCAUGAACUACAUGGUCGGAAAUGGACAAGGUUGCUGGAGCGAGGUCGCCAGGAAUGCGGGCUUGCAGAGGUGUGGAAAGAGCUGCCGUCUUCGUUGGAUCAAUUACCUGAGACCCGGUCUCAAGCGCGGCGCUUUCUCCCUUCAGGAAGAGGAGCUUAUCAUCCACUUGCAUUCCAUCCUCGGCAAUAGGUGGUCUCAAAUUUCGGCACUUUUGCCUGGCCGGACCGACAACGAGAUAAAGAAUUUUUGGAACUCCACCAUUAAAAAGAGGCUCAAGAACUCGUCGUCCUCGUCCUCGUCGUCAUCGUCAUCGUCUUUCUUCCUUAACAGUGGAGAUGGAAGCACUGUAAAUGAACCUCAAAUCCAGGCUAUGGACAUGGACUCAUCAUCAUCUUCAGCUUCUUCAUCGACGCAUGGCUUGCCCACGGGCAACCACUACGACCUAGUGCCACUUCCUGAGGUUGGGCUAGAGAACGACUACUACUUGCAUGAAGCUCGAGUCGGUACAGAGAAUGGAUACUAUGGUGGGGGUCAGGGAAUGGCGAUGGAGGGAGGAGGCACUAUGGGUAGAGGAGGCGAGCUGCUCUUGGUGCCCCCUCUCGUUAACACCAACCUGAUCGUUGACGAUAAUGUUGAUGUGAACGAGAUCCCAAGUGACAAAGCAGUGGGAGGUGGAUUGUUUUGGGAGGGUGAGAAGGUUAGAGUGGGGGAGUGGGAGUGGGAGUUGGAAGACUUGAUGAAAGAUGUCUCUUUUCCUUUCCUUGAUUUCCAAGUCGAAUGAUGGGCCAUUAAUUCUUCAGAUCUCACCUCCAUCUUUCCUUGAUGAAAGAUGUCUCUUUUCCUUUCCUUUCCUUUCCUUUUGCGUUGCAGUCUAGCUAAUUACGUAGGCUUCCAAAUUCUCUGAAACCUCCUCCUACUCUUCGUUAUGACUCCACAAAAUUCAAACUUUAUCCAUAUAGUUCCAGCAAUUUCUAUGAAGCUUGCUCUUCUAACUUCUACAAUCUCUCUCUCUCUCUCUCUCUCUCUCUCUCUCUCUCUCUGCAAAAUGUUCAUCUUGAGAAGAACAUUGUUCUCAAAGAAGCUGUAUUUAAGUGGUGAGUAUGAAAGAAUAAAAUGAAGCAAAUGAGGGGUUGUGUACCUGUGGAAGAGUGUGUUGGUUGAUAUUUUACUAAAUAUUAUGUCUUCAGCUAUAAUCACAAGUUUCUUCUUGAGUAGCUUUUCUCCCUUCUAGAUGGGUCAACAGUAGCUUUUGAGCUGCUGUAUUCCCUGUGACAUCUGUUCAUUAUCAUCAUCAUCAUGGCUGUCAUU
Messenger RNA from Musa acuminata subsp. malaccensis (wild Malaysian banana), 1452 nucleotides. Its product is annotated as transcription factor MYB83-like. Lineage: Eukaryota; Viridiplantae; Streptophyta; Magnoliopsida; Zingiberales; Musaceae. The record is from RefSeq and is a predicted model, not a curated record.